This is a messenger RNA of Armigeres subalbatus, 4962 nucleotides long. RefSeq names its product sodium- and chloride-dependent GABA transporter ine (gene ine). Gene Ontology annotation, molecular function: neurotransmitter:sodium symporter activity; osmosensor activity. Bases 1538 to 4510 code for a protein of 990 amino acids. The transcript is spliced from 13 exons. Lineage: Eukaryota; Metazoa; Arthropoda; Insecta; Diptera; Culicidae. Gene Ontology annotation, cellular component: plasma membrane. The record is from RefSeq and is a predicted model, not a curated record. Gene Ontology annotation, biological process: glial cell growth; sodium ion transmembrane transport; neurotransmitter transport.
GAAACACAGUACCCAGUCAGUCCGUCAUCAUCGGGUAGCGGGUCAAGUGUUUUAGCGAAUCCUAGGGCAGAUACUGAUCGCGAGUGCUAUUAUCAGAACGAUUCCGAAGAUCAACUUGCGCGCGUCGUCCUGUCCUGGGUCGUGUGGCCAACGGAAAGUGUUUGCCGUGAUGGUUUAUGGGGUUUCAAGUUACUUUCUACGGGGAUAUCUGUUCGUUCUGUAGGACGGUUAUAUUGUGCAACAAGUGUUCCUGGUGAUGAUACCUGUGAGUCGAUUUGUGGAAAGUAGCACAUCUUUUGAAAACAAGUGAUAAGCGAAAAGUUUGAUUAGAUUGGAGGCUUGUAUCGUUAUACAUAGUAUCGGUAUGAUGCGUUCGACCUAACAUCCGAUUUACCAUCAUUUAUGUGUGUUUCUAGUGAUCGCCGUUAACAAGUAUUGCAACUUCAGUGACUACCGAUGCCACGCUCAUCCAGAUGAAAGAAAUUAACGACCAUAAAGUGAGAGCUUCCAAAUACACAUGGUGGUAAAAAUAGUCAACAAGUGUCAAAUUUAUAGUGAAGCAAUUGGAAAAUAUCGUCACGCACGGGGAAAAUAAGCGUAAAGGCUCUAAAGAGAAAAAUAAUUCAAGAGCUAUGGCAAAAGUGACCGUUUCUGAUGCUGUUUCUGGUGCAGACAGAUAAAUUACUGACCAAUUACACGGUCUAACACGGGUUGUGAACUUUCAAACGAUUUUUUACAGUAGUGUUAUAGCAUGACAAAAAGUAAAUAGAUCACCUCAUUGUUGGUGUUCGUUGCCUUUGAGAAGAGGCGGGAGACGAAAAAAGAGGAAUUGUGAUACAAAUCGUAUGAUAGCAAUAUUAGCACUAAUUAAUAGCUCUCUGUGACUGCCAGUGAAUUAUAGCUCCGAAGUGUCGCGCUCGUGAUUCCGAAUAGUAGUUAUUUUCUGCAUUGUUAUAAUAAUCCACAAAUAGUGAAUAAUAAAAAAGCAGCAAGCCACCACCUACGACUCCUGGACUAAUUAACCCCGAAUUUCGUCACUGACCAGUCAUGAGACUAACAGGGUUCGAUACGUGGUUUUGUGUUUGCGCAUCGAAAGCCAACGUGUUACGUCAACGAAUUUCGGCAUAAUUCCAGUAAUUUGCUGAAGGUUUUUUUUCGCUAGUCGGUACCACAGUGGUCAUCGUUGCGGCGGAUCUAAUUAGUCACAAAAGCCGGCAGACAACAGGUGAAUGCUUGGCCAACACUAGUAUAGUGGCCUCGGGUGAUGAACUGACAUAACAAACCGACCAACCCAAACUUGUAUCGAUAAACGAAAGACAGAGCACUUACACCUAGGUGGGAAACGAUUCCGGGCGAUAAGAUCGGUUUCUUAUCAUUCAAAGAUGAUCAAACAAGAUUUGUGCCGGUAACGAAUAACCUCCCAAAUAAUGGCUAGUCUCCAUCAGUCGGACACCUGAAGGCAUCUGACGAUUGUUCCGAAAUUCUGUGAUAAAUAUUUCAAUAUUGGACGAAAUCGAGCACAUCAGCAAGAUCAACGAUGGACAACCAACAGGACCAGCAGAAUCAGAUGGAAACGCACUCGCUCAAUCCGGUACCGAACCGGCGAGCGAUAAACGAUCUGCACUUCAAUGCAAUCAACACCAGCUACAACAAAUUGAAUAAUGCCAGAACUAAACUGAACAACAACAGCCAGAACAAAUUGAACAAUAACAAUGUAGUGGUACAAAACGAUGACGCAAAAGUGUUACUUCUGCCAUCAAAUCAUCGUAAAUUCAUCAUCGUUCCAUCACAGCCGGGAAGUGCCAUCGAUAGUAGUGCAGGAACUUCCUCGCCAUCUCCGCAACCCCCACCAGCCUCAACGUGGCAACCAACCGGUAGCAGUAACAUUAAUAAUAAUAAUAACCAUUCUAAUAGCAGCAGCCAUAAUAAUCCGCAUGUAGCUAAGUUCGAGAUCGGGGAGAGUUCCUCAAGUGGGCCUAGCUCAACGCUCAAUCCAACCUUCCCCAUGGGGCCCAGUUCUAAGCCAAAGCAAUUCCACAGUUUGAGAUCGGUACGUUCUGCAACGGACCGGGCGGGAAUCGCCGAUGCCCAUCUCAAUCCGACCAUCAUUCGAACCGGUUCGUACAUCUUCAGUGAAGCUGGCGGAACCCCUCGACUGUUCUCCGACGCAACAUCGAUCCGGUCGCUGGCUUCGAUCGGCGUGGGGUCCACCGACGGCCGACGGAUGGUGAUUCGUCGAGUGCCCAAUUCGCCCACCGAGCUACUAACCAUCAUCAAUCCGCCAACACCGCCGGAUGAACCGUACGACAAUGACAGCUACACGGGCAUCUCCGAUGACUCGGACAUCGAUAACCUGAAGCCCCGAAAGCAGCACUGGGCCAACAAGAUGCAAUUCGUACUGGCCUGCAUCGGAUACUCGGUCGGACUGGGCAACGUGUGGCGGUUUCCCUAUCUGUGCUAUAAAAGCGGGGGAGGUACGUUUUGGGCAAAGUUCGAAAGUGAUGCUGAUAAACGCAACCCCGUGCCUAUCAGGCACGGUAAGCAUAAAGCCGCAUCACACCAAGAAUUUGGGGUCACCUGUAUGGUGGACUUCUACCACCGGAACAGGCAAUCCGUAGCGUUAUACACGGGCAUCUCCGAUGACUCGGACAUCGAUAACCUGAAGCCCCGAAAGCAGCACUGGGCCAACAAGAUGCAAUUCGUACUGGCCUGCAUCGGAUACUCGGUCGGACUGGGCAACGUGUGGCGGUUUCCCUAUCUGUGCUAUAAAAGCGGGGGAGGCGUUUUUUUGGUACCGUAUUUCAUAAUACUGCUAUUCUGUGGCAUUCCGAUGCUGUUCAUGGAGCUUGCCGUGGGACAGUACACAGGGCGGGGGCCGAUUGGGGCAUUGGGGCAACUGUGCCCGUUGUUGAAAGGUACCGGUUUAGCCAGUGUUGUUGUAUCAUUCCUCAUGUCGACCUACUACAGUGUGAUCAUCGCCUACGCCAUCUACUACUUUUUCACAUCGUUCCGACCGGAUUUACCGUGGACAGACUGCUCCCACCGAUGGAAUACACCGGACUGCUGGGUCCCCGAGCGCAUGAAGCACAACAUCAGCCGACCGGAAAUGUCGCGGACGCCCACCGAGGAGUUCUUCGAAAACAAGGUUCUCCAAAUCAGUCACGGCAUUGAAUAUCCCGGAGGCAUGCGAUGGGAACUGGUGGCAUGUCUGAUUUGUGCGUGGAUCCUAGUCUACUUUGCCAUCUGGAAAUCGAUAAAGUCUUCAGCUAAGGUACGGUACCUUACGGCGACACUUCCGUUCGUGCUGAUCAUCGUGUUUCUAGGUCGGUCUCUCACACUUGAAGGGGCUGACAAGGGCCUGAACUACUUCUUCCGACCCAACUGGGAGGAGCUCGGUAGGGCAAAUGUAUGGAUCAACGCAGCGGCGCAGAACUUCAACUCUAUUGGCAUUGCAUUCGGUUCGAUGAUAUCUUUCGCCAGUUACAAUAAAUACAACAACAACAUUCUUCACGAUACGCUGGCCGUGUCGUUUGUGAAUGGCAUCACUAGUCUUUUGGUGGGAAUCUUCGCGUUUGCAACUAUCGGAAACAUUGCCCUGGAACAGAACACAACCGUGGAAGAUGUCAUUAGCGGCGGUCCAGGGUUGAUAUUUGUGGUGUAUCCUCAAGCUUUGGCUAAGAUGCCGGCCGCACAAAUGUGGGCUGUUCUCUUCUUCUUUAUGUUGCUGUGUCUGGGGUUGAACAGUCAGUUCGCCAUUGUAGAGGUGGUGGUCACAUCGAUCCAAGAUGGGUUCCCACGUUGGAUAAAGCGGAAACUAGUCUAUCACGAAUUGCUAGUGUUGAUAGUUUGUGUGGUGUCGUUCUUCGCUGGCCUACCAAAUUUGAUACAGGGCGGAAUUUACUUCUUCCAACUAAUUGACCACUACGCGGCAUCAAUAUCGAUCAUGUUCUUAGCAUUCUUUGAAACGGUAGCCAUAGCCUGGUUCUAUGGAAUCAAUCGAUUAUCGAAAAACGUCAAGCAGAUGACUGGCAGGUAUCCAUCGUUCUAUCUGCGGUUUUGCCUACUGAUCGCUGUUCCAGCUAUGCUAAUCUCACUGUGGAUCUUCAGUCUGAUCAACUACGAGGCACCGACCUACCACAACGGGAAAUACAUCUAUCCUGGUUGGGCUCACGGUUUGGGAUGGGCGAUCACAGGCGCAUCAUUAAUUUGCAUUCCAGCAUUUGCCAUCUACCAAAUAGCUCGUGCGGAAGGAGCUACGAUAGGACAGAAAUUCAUGAAUACAUUAAAGCCUAAUCUGUACGAGUGUAAAGUCUGCGGUGAGCAUCAUUGUGACCACGAGUUCCCGGAGGAAGAAUACGGCCGUGAAAUGGCUCUCGUGGAUUCUACUUCAGGGGCACCAUUGAUUCUGCAAGCUCCUCCACUAGGCAAUCAACAGGUGACGGUGAAUGGUGACAGGAACCUCCCAACGGGCAGAAGUUCCCCUCGGCCGGAAGAAACAGGAAGACGAUGAUAAUUCCUGCUAUACGUGGAGCCAUACAGUAAUAAUAAAUAGUCAAAACGCUUAUUUCAACUAGAAAUUCAAUUCUCAUCACCAGUCAAACAACAACAUAACCGAAAUAUUAAAAAACCUAUAAGAUUCAAAAUCAAAAAUUCAAAGAAAAGACAAAUGUAGGUAGAGAAUAAAAACAAUUCUAAACAUAGUCGCGGGAAUCCAUUUUCUAGGAUCUAGAUUUUACAAAGUAAACUCAAUGUGAUGCUGCUGAUUUUAAACCCAAAUUUAGGACUUUGAAGAAAGCAUAAACUAUACACAUCUAGAGGUAAAUAGUCCGUCUCGCAUGAGGAACAAAGAAAAUAAACGAACAAAAAUAAAUUAAACACAAAUUUAUAAAAGACAGUUAAACUUUCGAAAAAAGAAGGAAUAGUUGUACAUGUUUUGUUCAAAUAAAUCUGUCGCCUAGUUCA